This is a messenger RNA of Lycium ferocissimum, 1184 nucleotides long. RefSeq names its product F-box protein FBW2. The coding region runs from base 8 to 976 and encodes 322 amino acids. The transcript is spliced from 2 exons. Lineage: Eukaryota; Viridiplantae; Streptophyta; Magnoliopsida; Solanales; Solanaceae. The record is from RefSeq and is a predicted model, not a curated record.
CAAAUCAAUGGAGGAGAGUUUUGAAUUCCGUCGGUGGGAUGAAUUAAUUCCUGAUGCACUUGGGCUGAUAUUUAGAAAACUUCCACUUCAAGAGGUUUUAACUAUAGUCCCAAGGGUUUGCAAGUCAUGGGGAAAAGCAGCAAGGGGUCCUUAUUGUUGGCAAGAGAUUGACAUUGAGGAAUGGAGCAAAAAUCGCUGCCCUGAUAACCUUGAUCGGAUGCUUCAAUUGCUUAUUACAAGAAGCUCUGGUUCUCUUCGUAAGCUCUGUGUUUCCGGUCUCUCCUGGGAACAAAGCUUCUCGUUCAUUGCAAACAAUGCCAAAUCUCUGCAGAUGUUGCGGUUGCCAAAAAGUGAAAUAGGUGAUUCCGUUGUGGAACGAGUUGCGGGAAUGUUCUCGAACAUAACAUUUUUGGAUGUAAGCUACUGCAUAAAAAUAGGAGCCAAAGCCCUUGAAGCCAUAGGGAAGCAUUGUAAAUGUCUCACUGGUUUGCGACGAACAAUGCAUCCCCUUGAGGUUAUUAACAAACUCUCCCAAGACGAUGAAGCCCUUGCAAUAGCCACUACAAUGCCAAAUCUCAAGCAACUCGAGAUUGCCUACAUGUUGGUUGGUACUAAAAGCAUAAUCGAGGUCCUUAAAAACUGCAGACAUCUUGAACUACUGGAUGUAAGAGGUUGUUGGAAUGUGAACCUCGACGGAAAUUUUGUGAAGAAAUUUAAUCGGGUAAAGGUGGUCGGUCCAGCUGUCGUAGAUUGCUAUGAUAGGAAUGGCUGGGACAAUUGCUCUGAUUAUUCAAGUUCUUCUGGCUAUGUACCAUGGGAUUUUGUGGCUGGUGAUGUGGACGAUGAUGAUGACGACUUUGAUGAGAUGUCGGAUGUGUAUUGGGAAGAUGAUCAAGAUAUUGAGGAUGUCGAAAUGUGGUUUUAUGAUGACUUAAAUGCUGUGGACUCUGGAUAUGAUUGGCCGCAAUCUCCUUGAGGUUUGAUGAUCAAAUUCUACUUAUUCAAUUUCCAGAAGUUCUAAAAUACUUCUCUUCUCUAUGGUAAAUACUGCUUGUACUACUAUAUAUAUGAAAGUUUGCCUGCUUUCUUGUGUACCUUUUCCUCUUUCUUUUUUCUGUUUUAUUACUUUCCCGUUGUAGUUUUUAUUCAUAUAACAAAGAUUUCCAUUCUAUCUUCUUAAUCAA